Molecule: messenger RNA, 1217 nt
Organism: Olea europaea var. sylvestris
Lineage: Eukaryota; Viridiplantae; Streptophyta; Magnoliopsida; Lamiales; Oleaceae
Exons: 2
Coding region: 1-1032 (343 amino acids)
Source: RefSeq, a predicted model, not a curated record
AUGAAUAUACACGAUCCAAUUCAACCUACUAAAAUUAUAUACAUUCUCAUUCGACCUAUUGAUGAUGUUUUANUUUAUAGCCUUUCCCUUCACUGUAAAUAUUCUUGGAGUUAUGUUUUCUUCUGGAAUUUCAUUAGAUCCACAUUUGCGAAUGUUGAUGAAUUGAAUCAGAAGCUUCUGUUUACCACUCUUGAGCUUGAGAAGUUAAAAGCAGAAACAAGUGAGGAAAUGGUAAAGAAUAAGGAAUAUGUGAAGCAGUUAAUUCAACUUCUAAAAAUUGCUAUCCAAGAAAGAGAUGAAGCCAGAAUUCAUCUGCAGAAUUACCUCAACAGGUCUCUGCCUUUAACUUCUCCCAAGGAGAAUUUAGCCGUGCUCCCUCACUUUCAGGCCGACAGCUCGCUUUUAAAACCUGGCAAAGCGAAUUCGAGUGUCACUGAGUCCAACAGUCUGUCUGAGACGUACAAUUCGUCUCCCAUCGAUUCCCUUUUCGACGCUGUCACGUCCCCAGAACUCUCGAACAUUAACUUGGUUGUGAAUCAGCCUUUGUUUCAGGACUGCAAUGUGGCUAAUAUCCCUGUUUCGACCAAUCAGGCAAAGCCAUGUGCUCCUGGAAUUGAUCGGGCCUCAAUGAUUAUAGACAACCUUGUCGUGGGACGAGCCCUGCCUCAGAAAGGGAAACUCCUGCAGGCUGUCGUUGAAUCAGGGCCGCUUCUUCAGACACUGCUUGUGGCUGGAUCGCUUCCUAGGUGGCGUAAUCCUCCUCGACUUCAACCUUUUCAAAUUCCACCCGUGUCGAUCAAAGGCCCUGAAACCCAGGUUUUUGCUCAGAAACCGGAAUCAAAUUUAAACCAACUUGUUUCUUCCAGGGGAAUGAAUUCACAACCUUAUGCUAUGAGGGCCUGUGGAUCUUCCCAAAUUCUUUCACCACCUAUGUUAAAUUUUGGUGGUAUGGCUUCUGGAUCAUGUCUGGGCAGUGCAGGUACGGCUGCUAACAGUUCUGUCCCUCUGGUCAAGAGACAAAAACUGUACUGAAAAUUCAUUCGAGUCAAUCCUUCCAAUUUUUUGUAUAAAUAGGGAGCAGGAGAUGGUGGUGUAAAUGGCAGCAUUGAUUUCUAGUUUUGGGAAAUUGUUUCUUGAUUGUCAUUCGAAUUCCUUCGAAUACUAAUUCUCUGUUUUAAUCAAUGAGAUUAAUCUUAUUAUUAGUUAUUACAUAAAUC